Molecule: messenger RNA, 9039 nt
Organism: Bicyclus anynana (squinting bush brown)
Lineage: Eukaryota; Metazoa; Arthropoda; Insecta; Lepidoptera; Nymphalidae
Product: protein abrupt
Exons: 9
Coding region: 230-1381 (383 amino acids)
Biological process (GO): regulation of transcription by RNA polymerase II
Cellular component (GO): nucleus
Molecular function (GO): protein binding
Source: RefSeq, a predicted model, not a curated record
GCAUGCACACACACGAGACGCGACAUUUUGAUACGGAACUUUUCCGUGUAUUGAUUGCCAUUUGCCAUGCCACUUGCCAGUGGGAACUCAGAACUUUGAAGUGGAUAUUUAUUUCAAAGCGUACAUGAUUUAUUUUCGCUAACAUGUAUUUUCGUCAGACAGGUUGUGCGUUCAUGUAGUUAGAUGCAUACGUAGGCAGUUAUAUAUAUGUGAAUUGUUUUCAGCGGCGAUGGCAAUGCCUGAGCAGUUUUCAUUGCGUUGGAAUGAUUUCCACGCAAACUUGUCCCAGUCUUUCCAAGCUUUGUUGGAGGGCGAAGACCUAGUAGACGUGACGCUGGCGGCUGGUGGUCAGUAUGUCCACGCUCACAAGCUCAUCCUCUCAGUAUGCAGUCCCUAUUUCAAGGAGCUAUUUAAGAUGAAUCCCUGCGAGCACCCAAUAGUAAUACUAAAGGAUGUAGCUCACCAGGAAUUGCGACAGCUUUUGCAAUUUAUGUACCGUGGAGAAGUCCACGUCAGACAGCAAGAGUUGUCUGCUUUUCUUCACACAGCAGAGCUGCUGCAAGUCAAAGGGCUUACGGGCGGUAGAGAGAGAAGUGAAUCACCUCCUGCACCAGUGGAAGAAGAUAUACUAAAUGCUCCUAUGCCACCUGAACCUAUUGGUGAUAGUUUGCCUGAAUGGGUACCAUCAAAUGAUGAAGCGAUCCCUCCUGAAGUCUCGCAAGAAUCUGCUAGCUCUCUAGUCCCUAAAGACGAAGCUGCUCGGAGCCCUUUGAAAAGGUUGUUGAAGAACACUACAAACAAAAACAGUUACAACAUCAAGAAGAAACCACGGCCCGUGAGCGAUAAUAGCCCUUCGCUUGCUGAAAACACGGAAUACUCCUCUGACGGUGAAUUAAUGAUCGACUUUGACAACGAUAUGCUUCACAAUCUGGUUUCGGCAGAUUCAGCCAAAGAGUCCGGAUGGAACUGCAAAACGGGCGGGGUUAAAUGUCCGUCUUGUCACCGAUUUUUCGCGAAUCGAUACAAUCUGAAAGUACAUAUUCGGGACAAGCACGACACAAGAGAAGGAACUCUGCAGUGUGACAUUUGUCAGAAACGUAUGCGCAACCCAUCGUGUCUCCGUGUCCACAUGUACCAUCAUCGCAAGCAGGCCGCCUACUUGGCACAGCUCAGUGCCCAAGGAGACCAAAUGAGGCACGUUGUACAAAACAUGGUUGGAAAUAAAUGGCGCCCGGAUCCCAACACUGAACUGCGAGAUGUCGAUAAUUACCCAGCGUCAGGAGCCAUGGAACUGAAGUACCAGCCGGCUGGCGACGCCCCGUUGCCGGCAGUGGCCGAGGCAACGCUUCCGAAAGUGGGAGCAAAUGUGGAGACGGCAUGAUUAGCACCCAACCCUGCGGUCGCAGAUGACGAUUACGUGGACCCACUAACCUUGGCUGCUAUAUUCACUCAACAGUUCCGCUGGAACGCAAAGCUCAUUUUCGGUCGUGUCAACAACAGGGCUCCUAAUAAGUGAAUUCGGAUCACAGGGUGAAUAUAAUUUUACAAUACUCUAUUCUACGGUUCAGUUUUAAUUUCUCCAUACACAUUUUUUAAAUCUUUAUUUAUACUUUUGACAAUUUUUAACAAUAUUUUAAGAUUAUUGAAGCUCUAUAAUUUUCUUUUUAUCUCUACUUGCCAUAUCGAACCGUAAAGAUGUAUCAAUUGAAUACUUAAUUUUAACAAGUGUCACACUCUUUAACCAUUAUUAUAUUUAAGGGCUCAAUAGCCGAGUAUAUAUUAUAUAAUUAAUACGUAUAGUUUUAAGAUUUAUAGUACAUAAAUAAUUACGUUUUUCUUAUCAUGCCAGCAUUGUAUGCAGCUGUGCUGUUGAGUUGAAUAUAUUAUUUACAAAGCAUUCCACCACAUGAUUUCCAAAGACUGAAACAACAAUAAAAUACGCAAGAUUAAUCAUUGUAUUGUAAUAAUUUACAGGGUGCGUUAGUGACGUAUUUAGUUAUAAAAUAAGUCUUCAAAAGUUCAAAAUUCAAUAUUUUUUUGAAAAAAAAAAAAAACAUUUUAUAGAGCUCAUCAUAGUUAUCGAGAGAAUUUAUAUAAAACGCACCCUGUAAUCUAUAAUAGUUUAUAAGUAACGGUUUUGUGCCGCCUCGAACGAUGUAGUUGUUUUAAUCAGAUUUAUGGUAUCAAAUAGUGUAGCUAGAAUCUCGAAGCGUCCGUGACGGAUCUUUUUUUUUUAAUUUUAUUAUUGACGUAUAUUUUUUGUUCACGACUUUACAAGCAUACUGUAACUUUAUGACAUUUACACCCUUUCAAAGUGCAUUUAAAACACAGUAUAGUUUUUAAAUAGUAUGUACUAAUAUGUUUGACAAGCUGUUCCAAGUACAAUUUAUUUAAGGCAGCUUUGUCAUUUAGUUUCUAACAUAUAAUGUUGCCAUUCCCAAUACAAAUGUACAAAGAUAUUAUCAAAAUUUAGAUUUUUUCGUAGUAAAUUUAUCAUGAAUCACAAAAAGGAAAGAUUUUAAAAGCAUUACCUUACAGUACAAAAUACCUUAUUGUGUAUAUUAAUCAUUUAUAAAAUAUAUGCUUUAGUUAGUAAUUUUAAGAGUUUUAUGAUAAGAUCACAAAUUAGUUUUUUUUUUAUUAAUAGAACAGUUUUUUACGUACAAUUAUUUUUAGUCUGAUUAAGAUUUUUUAUAUAAUUAUAACACAAGAGUUUUAGGUAUAUUUUAUUGAAAUUUUUAUGUACCUCAUUUGACUGUUUUAGUUUUAUUAUUAUUUUGUCCACCAUAAGGUAUAAAAUGUACAAGACUUUAGGUAAUUAUCGUCAAUUCUCUGAAGUAGGAUUUAAUAAACAUAUAAUAAUAAAACUUAACGAAAUACUAAACAUAAGUAAAUUUUGAUGAUGUCAAUAUUUAUUUAUGGUGUCAUUUAUAACCAUAUUAGAUGCACAAAGUUGUAUAUUGUUUUAUAACAUAAGUUGACCCGAAUUUUGUAACCGCUUUGUGCCAAAAAUUGUGUUGUAGUUGACUUGUCUAAACUAUUGGAAUUUUUAAACUAAUUCAGAGUUUCUAACGAUAUUUUCCUAAAUUCCUGACAUAUGGUGAAUUAGGACCGCAAAGGUGUAAAUUGUUUUGAGGGGAUGCUUAAAAAGUGUACUCUUAAUGAUGAGUACAUUUUAAUUUUUCUACAUUUUUAAUUACUGGUUAAUAAUUUAAUUUGAAGGUCAUCAUCAAAUCAAAUUCGGAAAAAAAAUACCAAUUUCACUAAAUUGUAAUUUAAUGUAACAAAAAUAUACAUGGCUUGUUUUUAAAAUGUGCCAAAUUCAUUUACAUUAUUAUGAGAGUAGACUUGUUCGGUAGGUACUGUUGACAUAAUUGCGGUAGAAGUUAAAUGUACCUUAUUGUAUUUAAGCACCCCUUCAAAAUGGUUAAUUGUACAUUCCCAAUAUUACGACCAGCUUGUCAAAUCAAUAACGCUAAUAUUAAUGCGAAGGUUCGAUUUUAUUUUGGACCUUCGGGUUCGUUAUACUCAGCGUUCAAUAUAGCUUUAAUUUUAUCUAUUCGUCCCAUCGUUGGAAAUCGGAAAUAAUUAUAGUCAAUAGCUCUCUUCAAUACGUAUGUAGGAGUAGUAUGUUUCAUAAUGAAAAAUAGCAUACAAAGUUUUCCAUUAUUACGACUUGCUUUAUGCCGUCCGUAAAAUAUUUAACCACUCAAAACAUGGACCCAGAAUAUUUCUCUAUGGUUUAUUAAUCUCAAUUGUCAAACUAUGCCGCCUUUAUUUUAACUGCUGAAAUAUUUGUCAAUUGGGACAUUUUCAUUAUAUUUUCCCAAGAGCUCAAUAUUUUGUUGUGACUUUACAGUACCUCUAUCGUCAUAGGAUAGGAUACAAUCAUAUUAUUAAGAUAUAUCAACAUUUUCCGCGUAUAUAUCUAUGGCGGCGUACUAUAUAACAUUUGGAAAGUUAUAAUGACAUAAUAAAUUAAAUUUUUGAUGUGUUAUUAUUAAAAAAAAUAAAUUAUAUUAUCGUGGUUUGGGUUAUCUAACCAUUAUUAAUAAGGGGUAAUAGUACUAACAAUUAUUAUUCAUUGAUAAGGUUUUUUAUAUGUAUACAUUCCAUUAGUUCGUAAGUUCAUAAUCUACCUGAUAAGGUAUAAGUAUUUUAACAUAUAAUAAUUUUUAUCAAUGUGCUCGAGGAGUAAAGUAACUUUUACUUUUUUUAUAUUCCAAGGAGAUUAUUUUAGUGUUUACGUGAGCGACAUUCCAUCUUGGUAGCUGUAUUAUUAUUUUAGUGUUUAUACUUAUAUAAAGCGAUAUUUUUUACCAAAUUUUUUUUAUACCAAUGCUCUUUUAUAUUAUAAGGGUGCAACUUUCAAUUUUUUUUCAUGAUUUCUUGACUCACAUGAAACUAAACUUAAAUGGAUUAGUUACGUGGUCGGCGCCAUUUUUAAUUAGGUUUAAUGUAGUUUUUGGUGAAAAAACAAUACUCAAAAUGUAUGGCCAAAUAGUUAAGUUGUAAAUUGCAAACUUUUUGCAAUAAAUACACAAAACAUCACAAACAUGUAGUCUGCAAUCUGUAUCAAAUAUAAACUAAUAUUAUUAUUAUUAUUAUUUCUAAUUAUACACAUUGACACUUUACAUUAUUUAUUUAUAUUCUUAUGUAACUUUGCACACUUUCAUACCACUAUGGAACUUUUACUUAUUUUCCUGACGUACAUACAUAAAUCGGUAUGGUAUGUUUAUCAUUUAUUUUGCUAAAAUAAAUGUAAACAUCAAAUCAUCUUGAUCAAUAAAAGAUCAUUUAAAACAACAAUAACAGUGACCGUAAAGAAUACGGCAUAAUUAUUGACAAUAGUAUAUAUCUAUACUAAUAUUAUAAAGAGGAAAUAUUUGAUUAUUUGUUUGCAUUGAAUAGUCUCCGAAACUACGGAAGCGAUUUGAAAAUUUCUUUCACUGUUAGGAAGCAACACUAUAUAUAAAUUAUAUUAUAUCACCGUGAAACCGCGACACCGCCUACUAUUUUUUUUUAUAAAAUUAUAUCAUAUAAAUAUUUAUUUCAAAUUAUGCAUAUAUAUUUUAAAUCAUGUAUUAAUUGAACAAAUGAAUGUAAUUUGUUUUAUAAUGUAUAUUUUAUUGUAUUUAUUAAUUUAUGAUUACUUCUUCAUUAAACUUCAUUGAACUUGUUUCAUAUGUAUAUUUAUCUAGUCAGAAACAAACGAAUAUAUAUACAGAUUGUUGAUUACAUUUUGUGACUUUGACCAAAUAUUAACGAUUGUUCUGAAUAUUUUGACAUUAUUUAUUUUACUGUAAUUUGAUUUGAACACUUUGGUUCUCUUAUAUUACCAUGCUCUUCUAUGUAGUUUAUUCAUUGUUAACAUAAUGUACCAUUUAAUUAAUAAUGAUAAGUGCUCAAAUUUCGAUGUCUAUAUACACAAUUAUUCCAUGUCAAUUUAGUAAUAACGAUUUAGUAGUUUGUAAGGGUAUAGAGCGCAUUCAUACUUUCGUAUUAGUGUGCUUUUCCAAACUUGCUCAUAUUUACAUAGAUACACCUGAUUGAUAAAAUCAGGUUCUUAAAAAUGCACCAUGAUAAGUAAAAUAAUGAAUCUUUUACUGGAUUAGUUGGAGACGUCAUCGAAAACUUAUGCAUACAUAUGCGUAAGUUUAGUAAUUUAUUUGUGCUAAGAUAAUAAUGAGUCAUUGAGAAGAAGAAAAAUAAAAAGUAUUAUUGACAAAAUGACAAAUAUUCUUUAAGUUAUCUAAGAAAUUAAAUUUAUUAUACAUUUAUGAAUGCUCUCUAUAUAGUAUUUGUAAUCUCAUUUACUAAUAUUAUCAGAAAUAUCUCAGUUUCGUCGUUUCUCGCCAUAUUAUAACUGUAAUAGGUGUCACGUAGUUUUGUAAUUGCUAACAUGUGUAAUGUUUAAGAUAAUCACACUCAUUAUAAUUACACUUCUCUUACUCUAUCAUAAUCAGGGUAAAAUAGCUUCUAAUAGGUAUAUGUAUAUAUUUGAAAUUUAAUCUUUGUAGUAUUAAAAAUAAGAUAGCCAUUAAAAUUUAAUUUUAACGGGCUAAUCGUACACAAUCUUCAUGUAAUCAAAAUAUUUGUCGUAUUAUACAGUAAGCUACAGGAUUUUGUUAGCCAAUAGGCUCAAGUUUUAAAAUAUUUGUGGAGUGAUUCUUCUAACAGAAUCUCAGCCUAAUUGAUUAUUAUGUAAAAUACAUUUGGUCCUUUACUAGGGUCUUGAUAAAAUUUCAACAGUGCCAAGUUAAAAUUACAUUAUUAUUUACUAAUCGAACAUGGCAGUUAGAAGACAACUUGAUAAAAACAUAAAAAUAAUUUUGAAAUGGUUCAUUAUCUGCUGUUUGAUUCCCUCGAUUACGAAUAAUUCGUAUUGGCCAGUAUUUAUUUAUAUAUCGGGGGUUUUCACUAGGUGCAGUGAUAAAAAUAUAGCGUCCCUACAAGAGAUAGAAUCUCUCGUAAACUAAAGGCUGCUUUUGUCGAAUGUGAUAUAAACAGUGUCACUGUGCGAUGGAUUGUAUAAGUUUUAGAGAUUUUAUAAAUUUUAUGGGUAACCAACGGUCAGUGAAGACAUUAAUCGUAUUAUAAUACAUUGUGGGUGAAGUACUAAAUAUCGUCGUUAACUGAAGUAACUUUACAUGUUCAAAGUUUUUGCGAUCAAUCCCUUGUCUAUAUAAGACUUGCUUUAAAUUUAGAAAUUGUUCGUAGCUUGGAUGCACUGCAAUGUCUUUUAGUAGCUCCAGAACAGAACAGACAAAAGACAGAAGAAAAAUAAUUUUGAUAAAAGUUCGUUUUUUGUUGUACUACUACAACAAACUCGGUAAUUAUAUUCAUAGUCAAUUACUAAAAUUUUAAACGGGGGUAUAUACUCAUAGGAACAGUAAUGGAACACAAAAGUGUAAUUCAUAGUACAUGUAGAUUACAUUUUUUCAAAUAAUAAUACGUCAAACGUAUGUAAAUUCAAUAUGAUUGAUACAUUGCGCUUUAAAAGUGGCAUUUCUGAUCGAUAAUUAUGUCAUUUUGCUUCUUUAUUAGUAGAGUUCUAGUAGUGCUUCACCAGUCCUGCAAAUACUAUAUCACAAUUAGUAAUAUAAACGCAUAGUGGCCAAAGGCCAGGGAGUUAAAUAACCUUGUAUUAAAGUAAUAGUAGUUCAGAUCACGAUCUCAUUUUGAUCAGGCUCAGUCGAUAGCAGUAAACUAUUCUAUCGGUUAUACAAAAAUCUAAUAAUAAUCGGUCUGGGGGUCUUCGAAACUAUAUUGCGAAGUCCGGUGGAACAUUAGUGGCCAACUAUAAAAUAUAAUCGCUCUGAUAUUAAGGGCGAUGUAGCCUUUUAAUUUAUAUCUUUAAGGGCAUUAACCUUUAUUGUUAUUAUUGCUCAGCAAAUUUUACAGAUAACCAGUUUUAGAAAAUCUUAGCAAUGUGUACUAUAUUUUUCUUGGACAAAUAAUUUAAAACAUAAUUAGUAUUUCUUUUUCGAAAAAUGUCCUAAUAAAUGUGUGUUUUUACGAUAUUUUAACAUUAAAUACUGCAAUAUUAAAGUACUGUAGCAAAUUUACAGAAUACUCAUGUAAUUGUAGUCAUUUAUAAGAUUAUUUUUGAAAAUUCAUAUCAAAUACUGGAGGUAUUUAUCCAUAGAUCAAAACUUCUGUAUUAUUAUAUAACAUAAUUAUAUAAGAUGCUCAAGUUGUCCUUUAGUAAGUUGGCCACGAUUAAAUUUGGAAAAUGUUAUGGGCAAUUCAAUUGAUGAAAAUAUUUAUAGUAGUUUUUUAAAAGCGCUAAUGAAUAUCUUACUCUGGAAAAUAUUAAUAUCUCAAGACCAGAGUGGAUUAGCACUCCAAUUGGGCAAUCGUUAGGAUACUUACAUCGAAUAAAAAAAGUUUUAAUAAUAAUUAUAUUCAUCGGGCAGAGUCAACAGUGACGAGGAUUUUACAAUUAUAUUGUGAUGGGUUCAUCCAUGACAUAUUCAUAGCUAUAGUUGUGAUUACGAGCAGGUUGUGCUAUUAAUUCUCAAUUUUGAACCUCCUAAAUUAACAUAAUGUUUUUCAUAUAUUUUUUUUAUUCUUUCCAGUACAUUGCUACAAAUGACAAAAAUGCAUAUUACGUAUCAUUUUUAGGUUGUAACUUUAUUCUUAAAAAUUAUUUUAUACACCUGCGAUGCUCUCUACUGUUGUGAUUUUAUAAUUUAUAGGAGUAUUAAGGCUCGCGUACAUUAGGAUGGUACACUAUAUGCGCCGUAAAGUUAUCAUCUACGAGUAUGUUGCCGCCGUUAUGACAUUUUUACCUUCAUCCAAAAAGGAGGAGGAUAUUGUCUUUUUUUAUGAAAUCAUAAAAGCAUUUGUAAAUUAUACUAAUACCUCGGUAAUAUCAAUUAAUCCUCGUGGCGCUGGUAGGCCUAAAGUGUGCGAGCCUGAGAACAUAUGUAUCUAAUUAAAAUUAAAAAACGUCUUGUGAUUAUUCCCGACCCGAUUUAAAACAAAAGAUUCUUUUAUUUUCUUGUAUUACUACAUAUUGUAUAUUUAUAUACAAAUUGGGAAAAUUUUGUCUGCUGUCACAAUAUUAAAAAAGAAUUUCAUGAUAUUAUAAAUGGAUAUAUAAUUGUGAAACUGCGCAGGCAAAAGAGUUAAUCGCGUAUAAUGAAGUAACUGACCUAAUAUGAGAAGUACAAUUUCUUUACCUCUAUCCGUCAGUUUGCAACAAGGGGGAAUAUUUUUUUAUAGUACGCUUUUUAUUCGCGCUUAGAUCUUAGUGUGUGCGGAGUUUUAAAGUGAAUAUGUUUAAUUUAAUAUUAUGAGAUUAUCUGUAAUAGGUUUCUACACGUUUUAUAUUAUUGUCAUAAAGUAUUUUAUUUUUACUGUUUACACGAAUUAUGAUUCGGGUCGGUGAUCACUACUGUACAUUCCAACGUUUUGAUGAGUUUAUUCAAUAUUGUUUUAUCACAAUCUUUAUACUCUUUUAUACUCAUGAUCAAUUAAUAAUAGUGUUUACUUAACUUUACUCGAAAUAAUAAAUUAUAAUUUUAUAUUCUA